AUUCACGAUUAUCGAAUUAUCGUCUAUAGACGAAAAUGUAAAUAUUAAUAAAAUAUUAUGUUUAUUAUUGCUAUUGUACAUUUUAUAGUGAUUUACUGAUUUGAAUUGCUUACACUUACAAUUUCUGGUCGAACCACUUCCUGCCGGGGUAACAGAUGCAUUAGUGCAAAGACGGCAAACGUGUACGUGCAUAAACGUACCUACGAUGGAAGAAGACAGAGAUAAGUCGCCAGAAGACAAUAUCCCUUUGGCGGACGAUGAUCCUCAAGCCAUUAUCCAUGAUGAUCAAGACAUAUCUCAAUGUUCCGACAUCAUUGUACGCAAUCAAAGUAUGGAUUCAUUACAAUCAUCGUUUACUAACGGAAGUAAUAGUCCAAGCAGAAACAGUUUAGAUCGUGAUAUGAGUCCAGAUGAAUUGGAAGAAAAAGCCAGACUAAUUACCCAAGUUUUAGAACUACAAAACACAUUGGAUGAUUUAUCUCAACGUGUGGAUAGUGUAAAAGAAGAAAAUUUGAAACUACGAUCUGAAAAUCAAGUUCUUGGCCAAUAUAUUGAAAAUCUUAUGUCAGCUUCUAGUGUAUUCCAGACUACUUCUCCAAGAGUGAAAAAGAAAUGAAAAAUAGAGUAUUUUUGUUUAUUUGCUGCCAUAAACAAUGCAAAUUAAUUAAACUUAAAUGGUUAAAAUACGCACAAAGCUUUAUCUGCUUUAACUUCCAAUCUAUAACACUACAUAAACAAACUGUUUUUAAAAAAUAAUUAACUUAUUUCUGCUAUUUAAUUUAUAAAAUCUAAGUUAACAUUUUUUUAAUACAGUUACAUCAAUACUCUAAAUGUUAAAACUAAUAAUUUAU
Rhopalosiphum maidis (corn leaf aphid) is the source of this 851-nucleotide messenger RNA. Its product is annotated as short coiled-coil protein A. The coding region runs from base 206 to 616 and encodes 136 amino acids. Lineage: Eukaryota; Metazoa; Arthropoda; Insecta; Hemiptera; Aphididae. The transcript is spliced from 4 exons. Gene Ontology annotation, cellular component: trans-Golgi network. The record is from RefSeq and is a predicted model, not a curated record.